GUAAGUGGGUGAGGAGGAGUGAGAGUGAGGAAGGAGGAGGAGGUGGUGGUGGUGACUGACGAGGAGUGAGGAGGUCGGUGUUGGAUGGAGUGAGGCGAGUAGAAGGAGGACUGACAACCGCCAACAACAACAACACCAAGAAGGAGAGGAGGAGAGGAGUUGGACUGACACCAACAGCAAGGGGUGAGAGUGAGGAGGAGUGCGGCGGCGUGAGGGCGCGGAGGUGGAUUGAAGUGGAUUUAGGGGGAGUGAGGCAAAGAGGUGGACUGACACCACCACCAACAUCAGCGGACGAAGACACAAGUCGUGAGAGGGCUUGGGUAGCUCUGAGGAGGAGGAGAAGACAACGAAGUUGCUUGACGGAGGCGGGACAUCCGUGUCAGUCGCGACUGUGGUCCCCGGUUGAGGAGGAGGAGAAGGAGGCGGCAAGCGGCGGCGGUGCCGGGCGCGGGGAUCCCAAGGAGAGAGGAAGAGACACCGACGCGCGGGGAGACGCGGAGGUGGUGAGACACUGAGGGAUCCGGGGGCGAGACGGGUCUGGCGGAGGAGAGACUCUGAGGGAUCCGGCGAGAAAUAGAGACGCGGGAGACACGCGUGGGAGUGGGUGGUCGAGAGGCACGGGUGAACACCGCCGUGCGCCCCACACGGAGACGCGAGCCGCUGUGAGAAUCCGCGGAGGUUGCUCAGCGCGGAGGCGAAGAGCUCCGUAGCAACUUUUCUUUUUUUACUUUCUACUCCGUCGCCGUCAGGAGCGUGCGGAGACCCGGAGAGAGAAAGAGAGAGACACACACACGAGGAGACACGAGGAGAGAGAGAGACACACACACGAGGAGACACGAGGAGAGAGAAGAGAUACGUGGAGAUACUGUACACGAGGAGAGAGGCACACGGGGGGGCAACGCGCUGCUCUCCCAUGGAAAGACCGCGGCGACACUGCUGAGAGGCGUCUCUCUCUCUCUAUACCGUCAAGCCGAGCCCGCCGUGCGCUUCGCUACAGUCGACCCUAGACUGUAUUGACCCGUGAGGAGCCCACAUAAGUUUGAGUCGCGGCCCCUGCUGCUGCUGCUGCCCCCGGAGCGGGGUCGGGGGGCGGGGGAGCUGUCCAGCGGCGCGUGCUGCUGACCACCUCGGGCCGCGGUGGUUGGUGGUGGUGAUGAUGGCGAUGGUGAUGUUCAUCCUGGAGAAGAUGAUGAUGGUGGGGGACGUCAAGGCGGAGGCGAUGACGAGACGCGCCGCGGUGAUGAUGGUGCUGAUACUGCUGGGAGCUCGGCCACCCCAAUGCUGGGCUCAAGACGAGGUGGCGCCCUACUUCAAGACGGAACCGGCGCCGCUGCAGACGCACCUGGAGGGUAACCGACUGGUGCUCACCUGCCUGGCAGAGGGCAGCUGGCCCCUGGAGUUCAAGUGGCUCUUCAACGGACGUGAGCUCACCGGAUACUCCUCCGAAUACCGGUACGUGAUUGCGUCUCUGGACCGCUCGCACGCCGGGUUCUACCAGUGCGUCGUCCGGAACCGCGUCGGCGCCCUGCUGCAACGGAAGACGGAGAUCCGCGUGGCUUACAUGGGGAACUUUGUCGAGGGCGAGCAGAAGCUGUCGUUGCCGCAGGGGCAGGCGGCGGCGCUCGUGCCCCCGGCCAUCACCGGGUACCCCUCCCCUCAGGUCACGUGGUUCAGGGAGGGACGCAAGAUAUCGCCCUCCUCGCGCAUUGCGGUCACGACGGAGAACUGGCUGGUGGUGCUGGCGAGUGCUUCGUCGGACGGGGGGCGCUACUUCGUGCAGGCCGUCAAUGAGAAGAAUGGCGAGAACAAGACCAGCGGAGCCGUCACGCUCGCCGUCGAGAAGCGCUCGCACAGCGAUGGGGAGGGUCCGGCCGACCCCAUCGCCCCGGAGAUUGUCGUGGCGCCGCGGAACACGAGCGUCACCGUGGGCACGCCCGAGGUCACCCUGCAGUGCGUCGCCAACGCCAGGCCGGUGACACGGCUCACCCUGGUGUGGAGGAAGGACGGUGUGACGCUGCACAGCGGCAUCAGCGACUGGGGCCGGCGUCUCACCGUCCAGAACCCGGGCCUCGGGGCGGCCGGCCUCUACGAGUGCGAGGCCGUCCUCAGGGGCAGCAGUGUGGCGCCAGCCUCCGCACGCGCGCACCUCUCCAUCAUCGAGCCACCGUACUUGGUGCUGGAGCCUGAGAGGCACAUGGUGGGAGAGGUGGAGAGCAUCGUGGAUAUCCCCUGCCAGGCAAUGGGCUCGCCGCGACCAUCACUGCAGUGGUACAAGGACGCGGUGCGCGUGGGCGACCUCUCGGCCAGACGCUUCGUCGUACUGCCCAGCGGGAGCCUGCAGAUAGGCCGCCUGGAGCCCGACGACACGGGCAUCUACCAGUGCGUGGUGUCCAACCAGGCCGGGGAGGUGCAGACGUACACGCACCUCUCGGUCACCAGCAUCGCCGCCAACAUCACGCGAGGGCCGACCGACACGCUGGUCAUCGAGGGCCACGCGAUCGUCCUGCCGUGCGAAGCGCUGGGAGCUCCGCGCCCGUCCAUCACCUGGCAGAAAGACGGCGGGGUGGUGCUGGCGAGCGGCUCGGUGCAGACGGCGCGCUUCACGCUGCUCGAGUCAGGCGGGCUCCUGGUGAGCCCGGCGCGGCUCGGGGACGCCGGCAGCUACAGCUGCGUGGCGACCAACUCGCGCGGCGCCGACUCGCAGGAGGGCAGCCUGCUGGUGCUCGCGCGCACACAGAUCACGGUGCCCCCGCAGGAUCGCAGCGUCAUCAAGGGCACAACCGCCGAGCUGACCUGCAGCGUCACCCACGACCCCACCGUCGAGAUAAGGCACGUGUGGGAGAAGGAUGGGGCGCCCAUGAGCGUGGGCUCCGUCGGUAGGGUCUCGCAGAGCCCCGACGGCUCGCUCGUCAUCACCCAGACGUGGUCGGGGGACAUCGGCACCUACGCCUGCCGCGUGACGUCGCUCGGAGGGAACGACUCGCGCAGCGCUCGGCUGGAAGUGAGGGAGCUACCGCACCCUCCGCAGAACCUUCGCGCGCGGCAGAGCGAGGAGCGGAGCCGCGCGCUCGAGCUGUCCUGGGUUCGCCCGUUCGAUGGAAAUAGCCCUCUCAUCCGCUACGUGGUGGAGAUCUCGGAGAACAACUCCCCCUGGAUGGUUCACCUCUCCAACGUGGACCCGCAGGCCACGCGCCUCUCGCUCACGGGGCUCGUGCCCUCGCGGACGUACCGCGUGCGCGUCUGCGCCAUCAACGACGUCGGCCGCGGCCAGUUCAGCAAGGAGACCGACAGGCUGACCCUGCCGGAGGAGCCCCCCGGAGCCCCCCCGCAGAACGUGAUUGCGAGCGGCCGUACGAACCAGUCCAUCAUGAUCCAGUGGCAGCCGCCCCCCGAGAGCCAACACAACGGCGCCCUACGCGGUUACGUCAUCCGCUACCGCUUGGCGGGGCUUCCCGCAGACUACCAGACGAGUAACAUUACGGGGGCAGAGGUCACAACCUUCCUGCUGGAAGAGCUCAUCGUCUGGACGAACUACGAGCUGGAGGUUGCGGCGUUCAACGUGGCCGGGUUGGGCCCGUACUGCGCCACCGUCACCGAGUGGACGCUGCAGGGAGUGCCGACGGUGACGCCGGAAAACGUGAGGGUGGUGGCGCUGAGUUCCACGGCCCUCAAGUUCACCUGGUUUCCGCCAAACCCACAGUUCAUCAACGGCAUCAACCAGGGCUACAAGCUCCUCGCGUGGGAACGCAGCCGCCCCCACCACGUUUCCAUGGCAGCAAAGCCUACGCUGCUGGCCUGGCCUCCGGACACGGCGGAGGAGGUAACCGUGGUGACGGUCGCCCCUAGUUACCAGGCGCCCAUGCAUGAGGGCGUGCUCACGGGCCUGCGCAAGUUCACCGAGUACCACGCCGCCGUGCUCUGCUUCACCACGCCGGGCGAUGGGCCGCGUAGCGCCGCUCGCCUCGUGCGCACCCUGCAGGACCGGCCUGGGCCGGUUGGACGACUCAGCUUCUCGGAGAUCCUGGACACCUCGCUGCGCGUCAGCUGGCAGGAGCCGCGGGAAAAGAACGGCGUGCUCAUCGGCUACCGGAUCUCGUGGGAGGAGCACAACCGCUCGGACACGCGUGUCACGAGGUCGCUGCCCAACGGCACGCUGGAGCUGCUGGUGACGGGGCUCACGGCGCUCACCACCUACACCAUCGAGGUGUCGGCGGCCACGGCCGCCGGCCAGGGCCCCGUCUCCUCCUCCACCAUCUCGUCCGGCGUGCCCCCCGAGCUGCCCGGAGCCCCCACCAACCUGGCCAUCUCCAACAUCGGGCCGCGCUCGGCCAUGCUGCAGUUCCGCGCCGGCUACGACGGCAAGACCUCCAUCAGCAAGUGGAGCGUGGAGGCGCAGGUGGGCGUGGUGGGCGACAGCGAGGAGUGGCUGCGCCUCUACGAGCUGGACAACGAGCCGGACGCGCGCUCCCUGGAGAUCCCCAACCUCACCCCCUUCACCCACUACAGAUUCCGGAUGAAGCAGACGAACAUCGUGGGCUCCAGCCCGGCGAGCCUCCCGUCGCGCACGAUGCAGACGCUGCAGUCCCCGCCGGACCUGGCGCCGGCCAACCUGACCGUGCGCACCGCCAGCGAGACCAGCCUGUGGCUGCGCUGGGUGCCCCUGCCCGAGUUGGAGUACAACGCCCUGCCGGAGUCCGUGGGCUACCGCGUCCGCUACACGAGGCUCGGCGUGCCGCCAUGGGGCCCGCUGUCUACGGCCGCCCGGCCCGGCGAUGCCGAGCCGUGGGCCGGGGUGCUGGGCUCGCACGGAGAGGCGGAGAGCGGCGGUGCCGGCGGCGGUGCCGGCGGCGGUGCGGAGCCGGCGCUCUUCACAGUGGUGGCAGACCGGCUGGAGAGGGAGGUGACCCUGGAGGGCCUGGAGGAGUGGAGCGAGUACCGCCUCCAGAUGCAGGCCUUCAACUCCAUCGGUCCGGGGCCAUGGAGCCCCGAGGUUAGGGGUCGCACGCGCGAGUCAGUGCCGUCGGCGGGGCCCGUUGCCGUGACCGCGAAUGCCACGACCCCCACGAGCAUCACCGUGAGCUGGGGCCCCGUCCCCGAAGCCGAGCAGAACGGCCUCAUCCUGGGCUACAAGGUCCUGUACCAGGAAGUGGCGUCGGAGCGCGAGAGCGACCGCGACCGCGGCUGGGCCUGGCCCGAGGGCCGCGAGUCGCAGGGCGUCGUGGUGGUGCGCGGGAACGCGACGCUGUCGGCCGCGCUGGCUCAGCUGCUCAAGUACACGCUGUACGAGGUGCGCGUCCAGGCCUUCACGCGCAUCGGCGACGGCCAGCCCAGCUCCCCGCCGCUCGUGCACCGCACGCUGGAUGACGUGCCAGGCCCCCCGGUGGGCAUCCUCUUCCCCGAGGUGAGCCGCGUGUCGGCCCGCCUGGUGUGGCAGCCGCCCACGGAGCCCAACGGCAUCAUCCUGGGCUACCGAGUGGGCUACCGCGUCAACGGCUCCAGCGUGGAGACGGUGCAGGAGCUGGACCCCUCGGAGCGUCAGCUGCGCCUCACAGGCCUGCGCCCCGAGGCUCUCUACGCCUUCCGAGUCACGGCGCGAACGCGCAAGGGCUGGGGCCUUCCCGCCGAGCUCACGCUCAUCACCACGCAGCGCAGAGAACGGGCUGAGCCUCCGGGCCGCCCCGAGGUGCCUCAGAGCGGCGUGUGGGCGCGCAGCGUGCUGCUCACAUGGGUGCCGGGCAGCGACGGGCUGGCGCCCACACGCUACUACACCGUGCAGGGGCGCGAGGUCCCGCUGGGCCGCUGGGACACGCACCACACGCCCGUGGCGCACAACGCCACCGAGCACGUCAUCAACAGACUCAGGCCCUUUACCUCCUACGCGUUCCGCCUCAUGGCCACCAACGACGUCGGGGACAGCGACUUCAGCCCCGAGUCGGAGGCCGUCACCACGCUGCAGGCCGUGCCCAGCGAGGCCCCUGUGAUCGUGUCCAUCACGCCACACACCACCACCUCCGUGCUCGUCCGAUGGAAGGCGCCCCCGGAAGAGUCGGUGAACGGGAUCCUGCUGGGCUUCCGCGUGCACUACCGGCCGCUGCAGCUGUACGACGCGCCGCCACGGCUGCCCCCUGGCGGCCGCAGGGCCCGCGACACCGCCGCCGUCGCCGCCGCCGAGCUGACGCCGCGAUACCUCGUUCACACGCUCAACGAUUCCUCGUCAACGCAGCACGAGCUGGAGAACCUCACCAAGUACCUUCGCUACGAAGUCCGGGUCACGGGCUACAACGUGAUGGGUGACGGCCCGCCCAGCCCGCCCUACGAGGUGUUCGUCGGGGAGGCCGUGCCGACGGCACCCCCGCAGAAUGUGCAGGUGGUAGGGUCCACGGCCACUCAACUGGAGCUGAGCUGGGAGCCUCCACCGCAGGACAAGCAGAACGGGGACAUCCAGGGCUACAAGGCGUACUUCUGGGAGACGGCGCGGGGGAACGCGUCGCAGCGCGUCAAGACGCUCUUCCUCCCGGAGACGAGCAUCAAGCUGCGCCGGCUGAGCGGCUACACGGAGUACGCGCUCGCCAUCGCCGCGUUCAACGCCGCCGGCGACGGGCCCCGCAGCGCCCCGCUCUCCGCGUGGACCGACUCCGCCGCCCCCUCGGCCCCAGGAGCCCUGAGCUUCUCCGAGGUGACGACGUCGUCGGUGAACGUGUCCUGGGCCGACCCGGCCGCUCCCAACGGCAUCAUCGACGGCUACCGCCUCGUCUACGAGCCUAGCACGCCCAUCGACGGCGUCAGCAAGAUCGUGACGGUGGAGAUUCGGGGCGAGGGCCCACGCUGGCUCAAGGUGAAGGACCUGGUGGAGGGCGUCACCUACCACUUCCGCGUCAGGGCUCGCACGUUCACCUACGGCCCGGAGGUGGACGGCAACGUCACCACGGGGCCCGGGAAAGGUGCUCCUGGCCCACCGGGGGAGCCGUCGGUGACGCGGUCGGGCGGCUCCAUCGUGGUGCACUGGACCGCGGGAGAGCCGGGCGACAGCCCCAUCACCGGAUACGUCGUCGAGACCCGCGCGUCUGACGAGGGCUUGUGGGACAUGGUGGUGCGAGACGUUCCGGGCGACGCUCGCUCCGCCGCCCUCAGCAUCGACACGCUCCGCCGCGGCAUCAGCUACGACUUUCGCGUCAUUGCCCACAAUGCACUGGGCUUCGGCGCCCCCAGCGUUCCCUCCCCGUCCGUCUCCGCGCAAAUGGGAGCGGCGUUCUACGAGGAGUGGUGGUUCCUGGUGGUGGUGGCGCUGACCAGCCUCAUCCUCAUCCUCCUCCUCGUCUUCGUGCUCAUCAUCCGCGGCCAGAACCAGAAGUACUCGCGCAAGUCCGACUCCAGCAGCACGCCGCGCGCGGGCGCCAACGAGGAGAUCACGAGCCUGGAGGGCGGCUUCACCACGCUGGAGCUCAACAACCGCCGCCUGUCCGUCAAGACCGCCCUCUACAAGCGCAAUGGCACCUACGCACGCUCCCCUCCGCGCCCCUCGCCCGGCACGCUGCGCUACUCCGACGAGGACCUCACCGCCAAGUACGAGGUGACGGCGGCGGAGAGCAGCAGCCUCACCGAGAAGCCCUCCGAGCUCUCCGAGUCAGAGGCGAGCGAGGAGGACGACUUCGGCUCGGACCCGGUCAAGUGCAACUCCCACUCAUUCGUCAACCACUACAUGAGCGAGCCGGGCUACUACAGCUCGUGGCGACGCCAGCCCAAAGGGCUGUCGCGAUCGCCGCAGCCGUGCGGGCCCUACCUGGCCGACGCGGAGCACUCCGAGUCGGGCGAACGCACCCCGCCGGCCCUCACCCCCUCUCUGCCCCACCACCACCACCCCCACCACCACCCGCACCACCACCCCCAGCACCACCCGCACCACCCGCAGCACGGCAUGUACGUCUCAUCGGCCACGGCCUCUUCCAACGGCCCUGCCGGUGGCGGGGGCGGCGGUGGCGGCGGCCCGGGGAGCGGCGCCGCCAGCCCGCUCGUCGGGCUCUUCGUGUCGGCGUCAGCGAACGGGUUGGGGCCCGGCACGCGGCCUCCGGUGGCCGGCUUCUCUUCCUUCGUUUAAGCCGAACGCCGAGACAACGCCGAGAUUCGCGGUUUCCUGCGGUUGGAUUUGACGCGAUAGUUAGGAUCGUUACGACGUUCGUUUUGUACGAAGGAGCCGGGUUGGCAGGGUUUUUCAGGCGAACCAGCCUGGCGAUGGAAUGCGUGGCGUAGUCGUGAACUCAAGGCUCAAUCCCAAUUAAAGUUCGUGUCGCGAGUUGUUGGGUUUGUGUUGGCGCUGCUGGAACCCGCGCAAGAAGGCUGCGAGCAGGCGUUUAGGCUCCUCCACGCACGUCCAAAAAGCUCGAGCGACAGGAUUUUUUUUUUCCCGCUGCUCGGACCCUGCCUCCGUUCACGGCGCUGCCGCGGCUCCCUCAUGGUCGCUCGGUGCACGGACGCGCGUCCCCAUCGUGCGUGCGAGACCUUGGUUCCUUGCCACACGUCGCUCGCCGGCGCCGACCUCUACGACCUCUACGACACGCCCGAUUGGCCGGUAGCACGACCGCCGUGCGUCGCGCCGUGCUGUUCACCAUGGACUCGCGAGGGGUGCCCCUCCCCCGCCUUCCGGCGAGGUGGAGCGCCCAAGAUACAAGAUUAUCGCGCGUCCUGCCGAGCCAGCCCGGUUCGGGCUCCCCACCCACGGGGUCGGUUUUAUUUUUCUAAGUUUCACGCUCGCGAGGCGCACGUGGUACGCGCGGGAGGUUCCGCGAGCGGCUCGAGACGGGCAGGGUGUAAGCACUCCGCCCGGGACGCGCUCGCGAGUAUACCCACUCUGCACAUGAAGGAAAGUUUUCACUGGUUUGUAAAAAAACACUAAAAUGUCAAAAAAUAUAUAAGAUAUAUAUUAUAAAACUGCAGUGUAUAGAGCACCCUGCAACGUGCGAGCAGCAGAUGAUUUAUUUUUAACCGAGGGGUGUGUGUUCGGAGAGGAGAGUUUCAGCGAGUGGCGCUUCGUGGGAAGGAGGAGAGGGGCGGGGGGAUGGAUGAGGUUGAAUCGACGAGGGUUAUUUUUGCGCGUCGUUUGCUCGGAACCGAUGUGCCCGCCCAAGCGGGCGCACGCGAGUGCAUGGCGUCACUGUAAGCACGUGCGUUAGUUUCCUGUAUUCACCUUGUCGGAUAAAAAAAAAACACUAAUCAAUGUGACAAUCUGUGAGAUGCCUUGGAUUGCAGACUUUGCAAUAAGAGUAUAUAUGUGUGUGUGUUGGCUGGUACAAUGCUUAUGUACCUGGCUUGAGUUGAUUUAGAUUUUAGAUUUUUUUUUUUACUUUUUUAAUGUGGCCAUAGUGUAUGAACACGCCUGUCAGGAUGGCUUCAAUCGGUGCGGGAGCAGCUCGAGAUUCUAUGAACGGACGUUAAGUUCAGAAGUCCGAAACUAAGACAAGGUCAAGAGGCCAUCACAACCAAUGCCAUUGAUGGGCAUCUGAAUGUGUCAGCUAAAGAGACCCUUCCUGAGCAGGGCUUGAUUUCUCACUGAAUAUGUUCCAUCUCGCUGCCACGUGGCAAGUAGCCACGGCCACAUUGGCAGGAAUACUGGAUGUGGUGUGCCGGGUGGGGAAUAUUUUCUGUGUCGCCAUCCCAGACAGAACCGGCCGAAAUUAAGGCCUGGCCUCUAGCGUAGUACAACGACCAAAGACUCAGGGGGCCUUCAUUAGGAUCACCGAGAUCACAUUGGCAGAGGUGUGCCUGUUGCUCAUUGCUCCACCACCGUCACCAUGAUCAUUCCGCUGUUGGAUGAGGUCUCCCCAAGCCGUUGCCUUGAGUAAGAGUGCUGCGAUUUAACAAUCCACCCAGCACUUCCACACACAAGUUUAUUUCCUCUCGAUCAACCAACGAGACAACGGCACUGUCAAACCGCCAGACAUCAAUGCAACCGAAUUGCCAGUAAUCACGGCGCGGUUCUCUUGAUUAGGAUCAUUCAGCAGAUAGUAGAGGCACGCGUUAACUGAGUUCACGGAGCAUCACUUUGGAGAGAUGCACGCUUGAAAUUACAUCGACAGCCGGAGAGUGGAACGUGUGGAUUCGAGAACAUUCGCGGGUUACGUCCACAAUUGAAGCUGUGAAGAGAGUGGGCUCUGGCAGGACGCGUCGGGACGCGUCAUGGCCGGAUGGGGCGACGGUCAGGGCCAGCGAUGGAGCGGCAACCACGGAGCGAUUCUUGCCCGAGAGGACGUUCCGCCGUGGAGGUGGAGCGACGGGAUCGGCUCGCGUGUUGCAGGUGCCGGGUGGAUCAUCGCAGCAUCGCGAGAGGUGGCGACCGACUGGGAAGGCCUUCAUCCAGCAGUGGAUUGAUGAUGGAGAAUCAAAUUCACUUGGCCUCUGUAACUGAACCCCCCCAUUGCCAACAUGUCUUAGGUGUGAACUUUGUGAGGACGUGUCACCACAUUCACCGAUCAUCGUUUAUUUGAAGUUGCCUCCCUCGUUUACCAAAGCUGUUAUUGUUACCUGUGAGAAAGCAAUGAUGAUCUUACACAACGAGUUCCCGUGUCAGGAGACUUGAAGACAAGCCCAGACGUUUGGGUAUCCCCCCCCCUGCCCUCAACGACACCCCACACCCUCCUCCCUCCCUUCCCCCGCAUGGGAUUGAGCCAUGUUGACAGGUAGCUGUUACAACACCGACAAAUCGACAAGGGUUGUUUCUGCUUUGUCUUAACGCGCCGUGCUGUUAUUUUGUAACGAAGCCGACCUAGGGGUGGGACCUGCUGAUUGUGCGUCUCGAGGAGUUCUGUGCCGGUCCCGUGACGACUCUGGGGAGUCACUUCGCCGCCACCGGGUGGGUGGGAAAUUCUGUGGACAAUUGGGAGGUGACCGGCUAGUACUGAAACUUAAAGUUGAGCCCAUCAUCUACUUUGUACAGACGUUUCAUUAUUUUAUUGAGACAGUCGGGCAGAGGGGGGGGGUUAUUUCGUUUGUUUUGGGAUUUCUCUAUCGUCGUAGUGUCACCCACCGUUCUACUCUUGUUCCACCGUGACUCCACCAUUCAUUCCCGCUUGCCACUCGCUCGCCGUAUACCUCGCAGCUCUCUCGAUAUUCUUUGAGUCUCAUCACACGCGCGGCGACGGCGAUGUUCAACAUAAUUUCACAGUUUCGUAGCAAUGUGUUGCAGGCGGUGUGCGUGCGUGCGUGCGCGUUGCAUUGCCCGAGUAAUGUUUUGUUUUAUUGUCGCAUAAGGUUUGUCGUUUUAACUUGAAAUCAAGGCUGUGAAAAAAGAAAGAGCUGGUCCAUUUCUGGGGUCUCCCAUACCAACCACGCGUUUCUGUCCCGCUGCCGGUGGUGUCGUUGCGUGCGUUGCGAGCCUACCGAUUGAGGGUUUUCAUUGAGGAUCAUAAAUCAUAUUAUUAUUAUCAUUGUUCCGUUUUCUAUGGUUGUUGAUGCCAUGCUGUUAAAGGGUGAUGUUGCAUGACCCGUGUGGAGUGUGACCCGAGUGAGAUGACACAGCGGAGACCCCGGCCUUGCGUUGUGGGGUGGGGGGGCUGAACACGGAACGGGGGAUUUUGAGUUUGCCCAGAGUGGAGUGUACAAAUUAAAGUGUUUUGCAAUUUA
Molecule: messenger RNA, 11613 nt
Organism: Petromyzon marinus (sea lamprey)
Lineage: Eukaryota; Metazoa; Chordata; Hyperoartia; Petromyzontiformes; Petromyzontidae
Gene: SDK2
Product: sidekick cell adhesion molecule 2
Biological process (GO): cell-cell adhesion
Molecular function (GO): protein binding
Source: RefSeq, a predicted model, not a curated record